GCGGCUCGCGCACGGUCUCAAAGUUCAGUCAGUGUGAGGAGGGAGAGAGAGAUGACAGCGCGCGCCUGAGACACGGCAUCUGAACAGGUGACUAACAUAAUCAACAUUGCCGAUUAUUUGCUGCUGGGAUGGACAUGAAGGAGAAGCGGCACCGCUCCCUGACACGACCCAGGUGCAGGAAUGAGCCUCACUACGCCACGUCCUCUAUGGACACAGACGAGUGUCGCGUGGACCCAGAGAAAUGCUAUAGCUCCAGCGAGACACUUAAAGCCUACGAGCAGGAAGCACGGAUGCACUACGGGCCCAAGACGGUAGAAUACGCCGGGCAAGGAAGCCUUACACUGGCAGAGCUGGGUGUGUGUGAGCCUCAGCAGCAGAGUGUGUACUGUUCAGACCUGGGCCUGGUGCAGCCGGGCUACUCUCUGAGCGCUGGCUAUGAUGCUGACUCUGACCCCGAAGGCCUGAUGAUGCCCGAGCAUGCCGUCCAGAUGUGGAGAGGUCAGGACCUGAAGUCACACCACAACUCGGGCUUGUCCAGCCCUGACCAGUCAGCGCUCACCCUCACCGACUCGGAAAACGAACACAAAACCGAUGACGAGUCAGGUCGUCCCCUCCCUCCCACGCCAUCCUCCAGCUUGCUCCCUCCCGCCCCUCCUCCUCCUCCGUCAGGCCCUCAUCCCUCUGCCGCUCCCUCCAUCAGGGAGUGUCAGAUGCCCCUGCUGGACAGCGGCUCGCCUCACGCCAUGCUGGAGCCGCCCGCCGAGGACGAGUUCUCUCACAACUCCUACCUGCUCCGAGCUCAGGCUUCCAACACCACCGCCGUCGCCGCCGCUGCAGGUCCGUCCUCUCAUCACAGCCAGACGGCCCCGCGUCCGCCUCUGCCCCCUGCACACAACCACCACCAGACGUCGGCUAACUCUCUGAACUGCAGCGGUCAUGGCAGCCGGCGCGCCCUGCAGAGCCACGUGCCCACCGCAGCGCCCGCUGACGGCCCGUCCACCCCAGAGUCAGUGCAGCUCCAGGAGAGCUGGGCUCUUAACAGCAGCGUGCCACUCGAGACACGACACUUCCUGUUUAAAACUCCGUCGGGAAGCACUCCACUGUUCAGCAGUUCCUCUCCCGGUUACCCCCUCACCGGCGGUUCCGUCUACUCGCCCCCACCACGCCUCCUGCCAAGGAACACCUUCUCCAGGAGCUCCUUCAAGCUCAAGAAGCCCUCCAAGUACUGCAGCUGGAAAUGUGCCGCCAUGUCCGCCAUCACCGCUGCCAUACUGCUCGCCGUACUGCUCUCCUACUUCAUUGCUCUCAAUCUGCUCGGACUGAACUGGCGUCUGAAGCCUACCAACGGGCAUCUUGUCAGCACCGGCCUCAGCACUGGCAUCCCCAGCACCGGCGACGUGGCAACAGUGCCCUCCGGAGGCAGAGGUCCAUGGCUGUUGAGGAACAGCAGUAUCAACAGUGGAGAGCUGGAGGUGGGACGGCGAGUGAGUCAGGAGGUUCCACCGGGUGUCUUUUGGAGGUCUUUGCUCCACCUACGCCAGGCUCACUUCCUAAAGUUUAACAUCUCCCUGGGAAAGGACGCCCUGUUCGGGGUGUACAUGCGUAAAGGCCUGCCUCCAUCUCAUGCCCAGUAUGACUAUAUGGAGCGUUUGGAUGGGAAGGAGAAGUGGAGUGUGGUGGAGUCUCCGCGGGAGAGGCGCAGUAUUCAGACGGUGGUGCAGAACGAGGCUAUCUUUGUGCAGUAUCUGGACCCUGGCACAUGGCAUCUUGCUUUCUAUAAUGACGGCAAGGAGAAAGAGCCUGUCUCCUUCAGUACGGUGGCGCUGGAUUCUGUGCAAGAGUGUCCGCAGAACUGCCAUGGCAACGGAGAGUGCACAUCAGGAGUGUGUCACUGCUUCCCUGGUUUCCAUGGCAUGGAUUGCUCCAAAGCGGCGUGUCCUGUGCUGUGCAGCGGUAACGGCCAGUACAGUAAGGGAGUGUGCGUGUGCUACAGCGGCUGGAAGGGGCUGGAGUGCGACGUCCCGGCGGCACAAUGCAUCGACCCUGAGUGCAGCGGCCACGGUACCUGCAGCCAUGGCGUCUGCACCUGCACAGCCGGAUACCGCGGCGAGAACUGCGAGGAAGUGGAUUGUCUGGAUCCGAUGUGUUCUGGUCACGGGACCUGCAUAUCAGGUCAGUGUCUGUGUAAGCCAGGAUGGGCGGGGCCGCUGUGUGAAAUUCCCAAAUCUCAGUGUCCUGAGCAGUGCCACGGUCAUGGCGUGUACAGCGCAGAUACGGGUCUCUGCACCUGCGAGCCCAACUGGAUGGGCCCCGAUUGCUCCACAGAGGUGUGUUCUGCAGACUGCGGGAGCCACGGUGUGUGUGUGGGUGGUGUGUGUCACUGUGAAGAGGGCUGGGCAGGUGUUGGAUGUGAUCAGAGGCUCUGUAACCCGCUGUGUGUGAAACAUGGCACCUGUAGAGAUGGCAAGUGCCAGUGUGAGCAGGGCUGGAAUGGCGAGCAUUGCACCAUCGAUGGGUGUCCAGGCCUGUGCAAUGGUAACGGCCAGUGCAUUUUGGGUCAGAACAGCUGGCAUUGUGAAUGCCACACUGGCUGGAGAGGGACAGGCUGCAACGUUGCCAUGGAGAUCUCCUGCAACGACAACAAAGACAACGAAGGAGAUGGCUUGAUUGACUGCAUGGACCCAGACUGCUGCACUCAGAGCCCUUGCCUGAGCAAUCCGCUGUGCCGUGGAUCACGUGAGCCGCUCCAGAUCAUUCAGCAAAGCCAAUCGGCCGGCAAGAAAGUCAGCUCUUUCUACGACAGGAUCAAGGUGCUGGUGGGAAGAGACAGUACGCACAUCAUACAAGGAAGUAAUCCCAUCAAUGCCAGCCUGGCGUCUCUGAUUCGUGGCCAGGUCCUGACAUCUGAUGGAACUCCUCUUGUGGGCGUCAAUGUGAGUUUUGUGAACUACCCACAUUAUGGUUACACCAUGACGCGUCAGGAUGGCAUGUUUGACCUGGUGGCUAACGGUGGCGCGUCUCUGACCCUACGCUUUGAGCGAGCGCCGUUUCUGAAACAGGAGCACACCGUGUGGCUGCCAUGGAACCGCUUCUAUGCCAUGGACACUCUGGUCAUGAAGGCGCAGGACAUCGUCAUCCCAAGCUGUGACCUGAGCGGCUUUGUCAGACCCGAUCCUGUGCUUGUGCCCUCCCCUCUAUCUUCCUUCUUUAGCUCCAACCCUACAAACAAGCACAUUAUACCUGAAAGCCAGGUUCUUCAUGAACAAGUGGAAAUCCCAGGCACCAGUCUGAACCUGUGCUAUCUGAGCUCGAGGACAUCAGGAUAUCACGCCCUGCUUAAAGUGACCAUGACCUCGGCCCAGGUGCCUGUGAGCCUGGCCAAGGUGCAUCUCAUGGUGGCCAUGGAGGGUCAUCUGUUUCAGAAGUGGUUCCACGCCUCACCCAACCUGGCCUACACGUACGUCUGGGACAAGACGGAUGCCUACAAGCAGAGAGUGUACGGCCUGGCUGAGGCUGUGGUCUCUGUUGGAUACGAGUAUGAGACGUGUCCCUCUCAGAUCCUGUGGGAGAAGAGAACAGCGGUGCUGCAGGGCUAUGAGAUCACCCCAUCGAACCUGGGGGGCUGGUCGCUGGACAAACACCACACACUCAACAUCCGUCAUGGUAUCCUUCAUAAGGGCUCUGGGGAGAAUGUGUUCAUAUCUCAGCAGCAGCCUCCAGUCAUCAGCAGCAUCAUGGGAAAUGGGCGUCGACGCAGUAUCUCCUGCCCCAGCUGCAGCGGCCUGGCCGAGGGCAACAAGCUGCUGGCGCCUGUGGCCCUGGCGUGCGAUGGAGAGGGCAACCUGUAUGUGGGCGACCUCAACUUCAUCAGAAGGGUGUACCCUUCCCUCAACACCACGGCUAUUUUGGAGCUGCGAAAUAAAGAUCUGAGACACAGCAACAGCCCGAGCCAUAAGUACUACCUGGCAGUGGAUCCAGUCUCAGGAGCUCUGUUCCUGUCAGACACCAACUCCAGACAGAUCUACCGCGUGCGCUCGCUGAGUGGUGCCCGCCCACUCAUGGAUAACGCUCAGGUGGUGGCAGGCACAGGCGAGCAGUGUGUGCCCUUUGACGAGGCACGAUGUGGGGACGGAGGCAAAGCCGUGGAAGCCACGCUGAUGAGCCCCAGAGGCAUUGCUGUGGAUAAGAACGGGCUCAUGUAUUUUGUGGAUGCCACCAUGAUCCGUAAGGUGGAUCAGAACGGUAUCAUCUCCACUCUGAUAAAAACCAACGAUUUGACCGCGGUCAGACCUCUCAGCUGUGACACCAGCAUGGACGUCAGCCAGGUGCGUCUGGAGUGGCCCACUGACCUGGCCGUCAACCCUAUGGACAACUCGCUGUAUGUUCUAGAGAACAACGUUGUCCUGCGAAUCACGGAAAGCCAGCAGGUAAGCAUUGUGGCUGGUCGGCCCAUGCACUGCCAGGUUCCUGGUAUCGACUACUCCCUCAGCAGGCUGGCCAUCCACUCGGCACUGGAGAGUGCCACAGCCAUUGCUGUCUCUCACUCGGGCGUGCUCUACAUCGCGGAGAGCGAUGAGAAGAAAAUCAACCGCGUGCGACAGGUCAGCGCUGACGGCGAGAUCUCACUGCUGGCUGGUGCAACAUCCGAGUGUGACUGUAAAAACGACGUCAACUGCAACUGCUAUUCCGGGGAUGAAAGCUACGCUGCCGAUGCCAACCUCAAUGCGCCCGCCUCACUGGCAGUAUCUCCUGAUGGUACACUCUACAUCGCUGACCUUAACAACAUCCGUGUGCGAUCGGUGCACGUCAACCAGCCGGGCCUGAACACCGCAGGUCAAUACGAGCUGGGAUCGGCAUUGGAGCAGGAGCUGUACGUGUUCAGCGAGGACGGUCUGCACAGGCAAACGUUCAGUCUCAUCACCGGCCUUGCGCUGUAUAACUUCAGCUACGGAGCGGACGGAGAACUCGUCUCGGUCACUGACAGCUCCAACAACACUCUGAAGAUCAGGAGAGAGGCAGGUGGCAUCGUACGGCUGUUGCUACUACCCGAGAACCAGGUAGUGACGUUGGGAAUGGACGCAACCGGAAACCUGCGCUCUGUUUCCGCCCUCAACCAGGAAGUAGCUCUGCUCACUUACAUCACCAACGCCGAGCUGCUCGCUUCGAAAGCUGAUGAGUCUGGGUGGACCAACUUCUACGACUAUGACAGCGAGGGUCGUUUAACGAAUGUCUCCUACCCCACUGGUAUGGUGAUCAGCCUGCGCCGUAAGAUGGAACAGUCCAUCAACAUCGAUAUGGAAAGCUCGAACAGGGAUGAUGAUGUCACUAUUAUCACCAACCUUUCCUCAGUGGAAGCAUCUUAUACUGUGCUUCAAGAUCAAGUUCGGAAUAGCUAUCAGAUGUACUACAACGGCACCCUGAGGGUCUCCUAUGCCAACGGAAUGGGACUCAGCUUCCACACUGAACCUCACAUCCUGGCAGGCUCAGUCACACCAACCAUCGGGAGGCGCAACAUUUCUCUACCAACAGACAGUGGACUCAACUCUAUUGAGUGGAGGAUGAGGAAAGAGCUGACCAAAGGCAAAGUCACUGUGUUCGGAAGAAAGCUGCGCGCUCAUGGCAGGAAUCUGCUUUCCAUUGAUUACGACCGCAACACGAGAACCGAGAAGGUGUACGACGAUCACCGUAAGUUCACCCUGCGUAUCAUUUACGACGCUCAGGGCCGGCCUGCCACCUGGCUCCCCAGCAGCAGUCUGGCACUGGUCAACGUGUCCUACUCACCCACGGGUCGUCUGAUUGGUUUGCAGAGGGGCAGCAUGAGCGAGAAGAGCGUGUUCGACACUUUUGGCCGCAUCCUAUCCCGUACCUUUGUGGAUGGGAAGGUGUGGAGCUUCAGCUAUCUUGAUGAGUCCAUGGUGCUGUUGCUGCAGCAGAGUCAGAAGCAGUACGUGUUCGACUUUGAUAGCACUGGUCGGCUUACAGCGGUCACCAUGCCCAGCAUGGCCAAACACACCAUGUCCACGCAUGUCUCUGUGGGCUACAUCCGCAACACCUACAACCCACCCGAAAGCAACGCCAGCGUGAUCCAUGACUUCACUGAGGACGGCCGCCCCCGGGCCACUUUCUACCUGGGGACAGGUCGUCGUGUGCUCUACAAGUAUGGAAAGCUGGCCAAGCUCUCAGAAGUACUAUAUGACUCGACGGCAGUUACCUUUGGCUUCGACGAAACAACCGGGGUCCUCAAGAUGGUGAAUUUACAAAGUGGUGGCUUCUCCUGUACCAUCCGCUACCGCAAGCUCGGCCCCCUGGUGGACAAGCAGAUGUACCGCUUCUCAGAGGAAGGGAUGGUCAAUGCCCGCUUCGACUACACCUACCACGACAACAGCUUCCGCGUGGCCAGCAUAAAGCCGGUGAUCGGAGAGACUCCCCUUCCUGUGGAUCUUUACCGCUAUGAUGAGAUCUCGGGCAAAGUAGAGCACUUUGGUAAAUUUGGCAUCAUCUACUACGAUAUUAACCAAAUCAUCACCACAGCUGUAAUGACGCUCAGCAAACACUUUGAUGCUCAUGGGCGCAUAAAGGAGGUGCAGUACGAGAUUUUCCGCUCUCUUAUGUAUUGGAUGACGGUGCAGUAUGACAGCAUGGGUCGUGUGAUCAAGCGUGAGCUUAAAAUUGGGCCCUACGCCAACACUACACAGUAUCGUUACGAGUAUGACAGCGAUGGCCAGCUUGUUGGAGUCAAGGUCAAUGAUUGGUCCAUGUGGCGCUAUAGUUAUGACCUGAAUGGCAACUUGCAUUUGCUGAACCCUGGAAACAACGCCCGUUUGCUACCAUUGCGCUACGACCUGCGCGACCGCAUCACACGCCUUGGGGACAUGCAGUACAAGCUGGAUGAAGACGGUUUCCUCAGACAGAGGGGCUCGGACUUCUUUGAGUACAACUCCAAAGGCCAGAUAGAGCGGGCUUACAGCCGUACGGCGGAUGGUUGGAGCGUUCAGUAUCGCUAUGAUGGCCUUGGGCGCCGUGUGUCACGUCGCACAUCGAGUGGCGAGCACCAACAAUAUUUCUAUGCUGACCUUAAUCACCCAAGCCGGCUGAGCCACAUUUACAACCAUUCCAGAGCUGAGAUCACGUCCUUCUACUAUGACCUCCAAGGUCACCUGUUCGCUAUGGAGGUGAAUGGCGGCGAAGAGUACUAUAUUGCUUCGGACAACACAGGCACUCCGUUGGCUGUCUUUAGCAGCAAUGGGCAAAUGGUGAAGCAGUUGCAGUACACAGCAUACGGCGAGAUAUACCAUGACUCCAACCCAGACUUCCAGCUUGCGCUUGGCUUUCAUGGAGGGCUGUACGACCCUCUCACCAAGCUGGUGCACUUUACCCAAAGAGAUUAUGACGUACUAGCAGGCCGCUGGACCUCACCUGACCACACACUCUGGGCAAGGAUGAGCAAAGAGCCAGCACCAUUCAACCUGUACAUGUUCAAGAACAAUAAUCCUCUCAGCGACAUGAUCGAUGUUAAAAACUAUGUGACAGAUGUGAAGAGCUGGCUGGUCAUGUUUGGUUUCCAGCUCAGCAACAUCAUACCUGGGUUUCCUAGGCAUCCAUUAUAUUUUGUUGACCCUCCAUAUGAAUUGCUUGCCAGUCAGGACUGUGACAAUGCCCAGCUGUUCACAGGAGUACAGCAUUCAGUGGAGCGACACAACAAAGCCUUCAUGGCCCUGGAGGGAAAGCAGCUCAACAAACACUGGCGUGUUAAACGAGACAAGCCUGGCUACUGGUUUGGCACCAGCACACCUGUUGUGGGAAAAGGCAUGAUGCUGACUAUCAGGGAGGGCCAUGUUUUGGCAUCUGUGACCAGUGCAGCCAGUGAGGGCAGCCGCAAAAUUGCACAGGUGCUCACCGGUACCAUAUACCUUGAAGGCAUGCACUACACAAUAGACAGGCGUGACUGGCACUUCUUUGUGAAGCUCGGGCUACCCGAUAGUGACCUCUUGGCCCUGGGGAUCAGUGGUGGGCACAGGACACUGGAGAGUAACAUCAACGUGACCGUAAGCGGCCGAUCACGCCGUGGAGUCACUGUGGAGAUUCACACUCGAGCAUUAGUGUUUAGCGUGCGUUACGGGCUGGGUGCCGAACUACUGGAAAAGGAGCGAGCUCGUGUUCUGGAGCAAGCUCAGCAGAGGGCGGUGGCUCGAGCCUGGGCCACAGAGCAGCAGAAGAUACAGGAUGGCAGAGAGCUGAGCCGAGUGUGGAGCGAAAGCGAGAAGCAGCAGCUCCUAGCAGUGGGGAAAGUCCCAGGCUAUGAGGGCUAUUACAUACUCCCUGUGGAGCAGUAUCCUGAACUGGCAGACAGCAGAGCUAACAUCCAGUUCCUCAAACAGAACGAGAUGGGAAAGAGGUAACAGAGCCAGGCUACUACAGCCAUCAUUUCCUCAUCUCCCAUGGACAGAGAAACCAAAUCCAGAAAGAGCUGCCAGCAGUUUCCACAAAGACUUCAUCCAUCUUGAAGAAGCGACAGCGUGGAGCCAAAAUAACCUGGACUGGAUAAAGACUUGUAACUACACGUACUUUUUUGUAAGAAAAUGUUAGACUUUCAAAGAGAUGUCAGAUGUUUUUAGACCAGUUUGGGCUUAGUGAUGGCAAGCCUGACAUCCAUAUCAAGGCACUUUUUCAAAAACAGGAAGCAGAGUCUCAGGCCUCAAAAUAUGAUUGUCACUUAAGCCAUCACUUGCCGGUGUAUGUAUUAAAUCUGUGGAUGAUAAAGCCCACAGGAUUCAUUUUAAAGAUUUCUGCAAAAGGAACUCUGAUGUGUCUCAUUUCAGUCUCUUGUCCCUUACAACUUUCCCACAGGAUUUGACUUGUACUAGAAGAGGGUUGUGGUGAAAGGUACUACAUUGGAGUGCACAUCAAGCGUGGCUCUUAAGAUCUCUGUCCUUUUACAUUUGCACUAUAAGACAAUCACAAGGAGACUUUUGCUACUCGGCAUGAAUCUCCAUAAAGAUUGAUCUUUUUAUUUACCCUUUGUACAAUAUGUAAAACUCCAUUAAGAUUUUUCUUUUAUUUUAA
This is a messenger RNA of Neoarius graeffei (lesser salmon catfish), 9063 nucleotides long. RefSeq names its product teneurin transmembrane protein 2b (gene tenm2b). Lineage: Eukaryota; Metazoa; Chordata; Actinopteri; Siluriformes; Ariidae. The transcript has 30 exons. Bases 129 to 8399 code for a protein of 2756 amino acids. Gene Ontology annotation, cellular component: membrane; neuron projection. Gene Ontology annotation, biological process: signal transduction; heterophilic cell-cell adhesion; neuron development. The record is from RefSeq and is a predicted model, not a curated record. Gene Ontology annotation, molecular function: cell adhesion molecule binding; protein homodimerization activity; protein heterodimerization activity.